UUUGAUGUUAAGUGAUGGCAGGAAAGUGCUGGAUAAAUGAGUGGUGCAAUUGAUCUCAGCUUGAACCCAAUUGGUGAAAGUCAAAUUACCCCGCAAUUGAAACAACAAUGACAAUCGUUAUGCGUGAUUCACGGCUUGCGUCGAUGAUGCGACUAUUUAUAGCGAUGCACUGCAAUCUUCUCACGUACUGUACCGAAGCGCUUCACUUAUUCCAACUUAGAAAAAAAAUCUUUGUUGAUUCAUUAGAGAAAAAUAAGGAUGGAAAACGAAACCGCCGAUGAAAUACAGAAAACUGCAGCUAACUUAUACUGUUUCCUUGACGAAGCUCUUGUUAAGGAAGUGAAGCAGUUUUUGAUACUUUUGGCAGCUUUUAACAUUAUUCUGUCAUUAGUCGCAUUUCUGGGAAACACUCUGAUCCUCGAUGCUCUUCGCAAGGAGUCUUCCAUCCGUCCACCUUCAAAGCUCUUUUUUCGCUGUCUUGCAGCAACUGAUAUUUGCGUUGGAACUUUGAUCGGGCCGCUCAGUGUUUACUAUUGGAUAUCCACCGCAAACAAGCGAUUGAGUAACUGUCAAGCUGUUGUCUCCGUCCUAUUCCUGACGGCAAACAUCUUGACCUUAGUCUCUCUGUUGACGGUGACUGCGAUAAGCGUGGACAGACUGCUCGGCCUGUCACUGGGGCAGAAAUUCAAACAUGUUGUUACCUUGAAGCGAACGUACGUGGUUGUAACUGCCUUUUGGAUCAUGUCGAUUGGCAUUGCGAUACUGCCCCUGUAUAAUUUCCUCGUGUAUUCCUGGUGCGUUUACACGAUCGUAACAUUAUGUUUAGCAACCGCGAUAUUUACUUACACCAAGAUAUUUUGCACGCUCCGUCACAAUCACAAUCGAGCAAUCUGCGUUCUUCGUCAUAUGACUCCGCUAACUUUGGCGCGAUACAAGAAGGCAGUAUCCAGCUCCCUUUGGGUGCAAGCGACGAUGGUCGUUUGUUUUCUACCCCAUGUUAUAGUAGGUAUACUCGGACAAGUUUUGCAGGAUCGGAGUAAACAUGCAAACUCUUUUCUUUUUAUUACAAAGGCGUGUACAGUGACUUUAGUUUACAUAAACUCCUCUUUAAACCCGAUUCUUUACUGUUGGAGGAUCAAAUCAAUCAGAAAUGCAGUGAAAGCCAGAAUGAAACAAAUUUUUUGCUGUUAG
Messenger RNA from Pocillopora verrucosa, 1191 nucleotides. RefSeq names its product adenosine receptor A1-like. Lineage: Eukaryota; Metazoa; Cnidaria; Anthozoa; Scleractinia; Pocilloporidae. Gene Ontology annotation, cellular component: plasma membrane. Gene Ontology annotation, molecular function: G protein-coupled receptor activity. Gene Ontology annotation, biological process: G protein-coupled receptor signaling pathway. The record is from RefSeq and is a predicted model, not a curated record.